Quercus lobata is the source of this 504-nucleotide messenger RNA. RefSeq lists its product as uncharacterized. The transcript has a single exon. The record is from RefSeq and is a predicted model, not a curated record. NCBI's taxonomy places the organism in Eukaryota, Viridiplantae, Streptophyta, Magnoliopsida, Fagales, Fagaceae. The coding region runs from base 1 to 504 and encodes 167 amino acids.
AUGGAAAAGAUUUUUAAAUUCCUUGGAUGCACAGAUUCUCAGGAGGUGAAUUAUGCUACAUACAUGUUUGAAAGUCCUACUAAAAUAUGGUGGAAAUCAGCAGAGAGACUUCUCUUAGAAGGAAGAGGUGAUAAUGCCCAAAUUAGUUGGGCAAAGUUUGUGAAGAAAUUUUAUGAGCAAUUUUUUAUAGAACGCUUCAGAGAUAAACAAGCUGAAAAUUUUGAUGAACUUGUCCAAGGGAGUAUGGGGGUUGCUCAAUAUGAAGCAAAGUUUACUAAGUUGUCUCGUUUUGCUCCUCAACUUGUUUCUACUGAAGCUUUAAGGGUUAAGAAGUUUUGCAAGGGGUUGAAUUUCAAAAUCAGACAAUGUUCGACUACUUCUCGAGUUGAGGACUACAAGAAUUUGGUUACACUUGCUGAAGCUAUAGAAGAAGACAUUCAUGAACGUAAUAAAAUGAAAGCAUUAAUGGAACAAGAUAAAGGCAAGACAAUGAAGUUUAACUAG